GUUUCUAUUAGCAGCACGACUCAACUUUGCCAUUAGCGAUUUACAAAUAGUCAGUGUCUUAAACUAGUGUUGUUAUGUUGUUAUAAAAGUGCCUAAAAAAAUGAAUUUAAAAGAGUUUCCUUCUCCUGGUGACCGCUAUUUGCUCGAAGAUGUCUUGGGUGUUGGCGCUUUUGGCAAAGUAUUUUCAGCGACUGACACACAAGCAGGAAAUAACCAAGUAGCUAUUAAAACACAAAAAAACUCGAAAAAAUUUCAAACAUACAUAGAACAGGAAUAUAAAGUUCUGAAAGAUUUAUCUUGGCACGUGAAUUUGCCAGAUUUUUACGCAAUUUUUUGCCAGGAAGACAAAGUCUGGUUUGUUUUAGAGGUAUGCAGUGGUGGAUGUGUAACAGAUUUGGUCCAGAACCUCUUGGAAAAAAAUCGCCGCAUGCGAGAAGAACACAUUGCAUAUAUUUUAAAAGAAACAAUAAAGGCCGCUAUAUUCUUGCAUGAAAACUGUUGCAUUCAUCGUGAUAUUAGAGGCAAAAAUAUAUUACUGACCAAAAACGGGGACGUUAAAUUGGCCGAUUUUGGCUUUUCCUGUUUUUUAAAUGACGUUUUAGACGGUACAAAUGAGUGUUUAGGAUCUCCUUGUUGGUUAGCUCCUGAAGUUAUUACAUGCAAAAGAACGAAAAAAAAAUACGGAAAUAGGGUCGAUGUUUGGUCACUGGGUAUUACCGCAAUCGAAUUAGGGGAUGGAGCAGCUCCUUACCACUCAAUGCCACCAUCUAGAAUUUUAUUUCAAAUAAUUACAAAUCCUCCACCAACAUUGUACAGAAAAUUUAAUUGGUCUGAAAAUUACAUCGACUUUAUUAACGAGUGUUUAGUAAAGAAUGCCGAGCAUCGACCAUACAUGGUGGAGGUGAUAAAUCAUCCAUUUUUGAACCAAGUGCCUGAAAAUAACUAUCAUCUUACUCUGGAAAUAAAAACUUUAAUUGAUGAUUUAGAAGUUGUGCCUUCUGUAAGCCCAAAAUCUGUUGAAGUUGUAAUAAUUGAGGAAUAUGUUAAAAGCGGUUUUGAUGGGGCUUUCGAAAAAAUACUUGGUGAAGAUUUAGCAUCUUUAGAUUCUUUAGAAGAAGAGGAUGUUAUGAAACUGCUUGAAGCACGAUUUAUGACAGGACAAUUUCAAACUUUCAUUGGCGAUAUUUUGCUUAUUAUAAAUUCAAGCGAAAAAAUGAACGUUUAUGGUGACGAGUUUCACCGCAAAUACCACAUGAAAUCGCGUUCUGACAAUGAACCACACAUAUUUGCCGUUGCUGAUAGUGCUUAUCAGAACGCACUUCAUCACCACAUUUGCCAGAAAAUCGUGUUAUCGGGAGAAAGUGGUUCUGGAAAAACGACAAAUUUUUUCCACUUGAUAAACCAUCUACUUUUUCUUGGUCAAAAUGACAACAUUAAUCUCAGAAGAAUUAAAAAUGCUGCUCAAUUAAUUAAUUCUUUAACAACCGCUGCGACGCCUGUCAAUAAAUAUUCCACUAGAUGCGUGUUCAAAAUCGAUGUUAAAUAUGGAAACACGGGAAAAGUCAGUGGUGCCGUUUUCAACAUUUUUCAGUUAGAGAAAUGGAGAAUUUCUUGUAAUAGCAGCACGCAAGGCACGUUUUAUUUUUUAUAUUCGGUGUUCGAAGGACUGCAAACAAAUCAAAAAUUGGAGAAAUAUUUAUUAAAUUCCGCUUUUGAGUAUAAAUAUUUGAAGAAAUACCAAGACACCAAAAAUGAUCAUUUAAUAAACUUUGAACAGAUAUUAAAAAUUUUUGAAGAUUUUGAGUUAAACGCUUCAGAAGUAGAUACGAUAUUAUCCAUAAUGUCAUCCAUCUUAAUUUUGGGUGAAAUGUCUUUCAAAAACCUCGAAACCCAAUUGGAAAACGAAGAUAAAGAAUGUAUUGAAAAAAUUGCUCAGUUACUACAAAUCGAUCCUUGCAAAUUUCAUUGGGCUUUGACCAAUUAUUGCCUAAUCAAGAGAGAUGUUAUAAUAAAAAGAAAAAAUACCGAAGACGAUGCAAAAAGUAUACGAGACGUAUUCGUCAAUAAUUUAUAUUUAAGACUAGUUGAUUACAUUGUUAAUACUAUUAACAACAGAUUGUCUGCAGGACGAAAAAUAUUUGGCGAAACAUAUUCGAUUCAAAUCCUUGAUUAUUUCGGCUUUGAAUGUUUCAACGAGAAUUUUUUAUCACAGUUAUUCGUCAAUUCUUUUAACGAACAAAUGCAUUAUUACUACACACAAAGAAACUUUUUUUGGGAAUAUUUAGACAUGAAGGACGAGGAUUUAAGUUAUGACAUUUCUUCACUUUAUUAUGACAACAAAUUGUGUCUUGAUGAAUUAUUGGGUAAAUCAGAAGGUGUCUUUUCUGUCAUAGACGAAGCUUCUAAAAUGAACCAGAAUGCAAAAUACGUUAUUAAUUUUAUCGAAAACUGUGAAAAAAAGUUUGUAAAAGUCGUGGGAAAAUUGGAAUUUUCAGUGGCCCAUUAUACUGGAAAAGUAACUUACACUGCAUGUGAUAUAUGUGAUAAAAAUCGAGAUUUUCUCCCGGUUGAAGUGAUUGAAACUCUUCGUUUGUCUGACAAUUCAAUUGUAAGGUCACUUUUCACAAAUAAACUCAACAAAACUGGAAAUUUAAUUGUUUUAAAUGGGGCCACUGAUAAAUCAAAAUAUAAAUUUGCUCCGAAAAAGCCAACACUUAAUCAAUAUUCUCAGAUUAAGCACUUGACUACAAGCGUGAGGAAAUUUAAGGCGCUUAGUGUGGACUUACUCAAAGAUUUGUCAAAAGGAUCUACUCAUUUCAUUCGUUGUGUAAGACCAAACAUGCAUCAGAAUCGAAAAAAUUUCGACUGUGGAUUAGUUAAGCAACAAAUCCGGGCCCUAGAAGUAGUCGAAACUGCAAAAUUGAGGCAAAAUGGUUAUCCUUACCGGAUUUCUUUCCACGAGUUUUUGAGGAGAUAUAAAUUUCUUGCGUUUGACUUCAACGAAAACGUUGAAACUAACAGGGAAAACUGUCGGCUGCUUUUGAUUCGUCUUGGAGUGGAAGGCUGGGAGAUUGGAAAAUCAAAAGUUUUUCUCAAGUAUUACGUUGAAGAAUAUCUGUCUAGAUUAUUUGAAACGCAAGUUAAAAAAAUUACAAAAAUACAAAGCAUAUUGCGAAGAUUUUUGGCCAAAUGUUUGGUUACUAAACGACUCCAAGACAAAGAAAAAAAAUGCUGCGUUUCAGGCUUAGAAUAUGUGGAAACGAGGAAAUACAAAAUGAGUGCAGAAGAGGCUGCGACCAUUAUUCAGAAAGCUUACAGAGAAUCAAAUGUGAAAAAAUCUUACCAAGAGUUUGCCGAGGAUUACAAAAUUUUAGACGAAGAAACGUGCAAUUUUAUUAGAAAAUUUGCCCUCAAAUGGAAAAAUAAUACAAUCUUUCGUAUUUUACUUCUGUAUAAAUCUGUAAGAUUUCAGGAUUGUUUUAAUUUUUCCCAACAGGUUCAUUUGUAUAACAUCGGCACUUUUUAUGGACUUGAAGAGAUUAAUCAAGCAAUUUCGUUAGAUAAUAUCGAUUCAAAAGCAAACAUUUCCGUUUGGUUGGGAGAAAAUUCAGUGGCUUUGCAAAAAAUGCCUUUUCGCCUAGAUGAAAUACCCUUUUAUGACACCGGCGAAAUGUCAAAUUUAGUACUCAAUUACGAAUUGUUGGAGGAAAAAAACGAUUCCUGGGAUUUACCAUAUCGUUGGAGAAAUUUGAUUUUUUCGAAAUGUGACGAUGCCACACAAACUAAAAGUCCCACUGCUUUACCAUUUGCGCGAGAUUCGACACAACAAGAAGAAAAUAAAAACGAUACAAAUGCUGAAAGCAAUGUAGAGGAAACGGAAACGAAAAAUUUGUUUAAAAACGAGGAGAAAGUAAAUUUCAAUACAAAGCUAGCUAAUGAAGAUUUCGAUUAUAUAAAAUCACCGUCGACAAAAAAAGUUAAGAGGGUAGAUCCUGUAAUGGAAUUGAAGCAAAUGGGUCUAAAAAACGCGUCAGAAAAUGAACCACCCUUUAAUUUUCAAGGAAUGCUAAGAAAAACUAAUUUUAAGAAAGAAGUUAAAAUGGAAGAGAAUAACACAAAAAUACUUCCGUAUUCCUUAAGAAAAACUCCAAUAAAUGGUAAAAGUUACGAAAGCGCUGAAGCCAAAAUUGCCCAGAAUGGUAUUAAAAUUACCAAUAAUGUAGACAUUAUUCAAUGCGACAAGAAAAAGGUUAAAAUACAAUUAGCGCCAGGCAUUGUUUUAGAAGGUUUUGAAGAAGAAAUUUGAUUUUUUUUUUUAAUUUUCUGUACUAUAAUAAAUAGUUUAUACUAAAUUAUACAUAUUAUAUUUAAAAACUGUAACUUACUUCUUACAAAUAAACACAUGUUUAAAUAGUGAUCAUGAAUAUUACAAAUAAAUAAAAUCCAACA
Messenger RNA from Tribolium madens (black flour beetle), 4449 nucleotides. It is a transcript of the gene ninaC, whose product is annotated as neither inactivation nor afterpotential protein C. NCBI's taxonomy places the organism in Eukaryota, Metazoa, Arthropoda, Insecta, Coleoptera, Tenebrionidae. The record is from RefSeq and is a predicted model, not a curated record. Bases 101 to 4306 code for a protein of 1401 amino acids. Gene Ontology annotation, biological process: protein phosphorylation. Gene Ontology annotation, molecular function: cytoskeletal motor activity; ATP binding; protein binding. The transcript is spliced from 13 exons. Gene Ontology annotation, cellular component: myosin complex.